AAAAUCCCUUAAAAAAUUGCACAUCAUAAUAAAAUAAAAGUACGUUCCGCGAAUAAAUAUAAAGAAAUUAAAUGUUUUAUAAAAUACAGUUAUCUAGAAUUUUAAAUAUUUAUAUGAAAACAUUUAAAUAUAUGUAUGAAUCCAUUGCUUGUUGUUAAGUGAAUUGAAUUAUAAGCUUGUGAAUACUUCUGAAUAUAGAAUUGUAGAAAACAAAAUUCUUAACAUAUUAUAUACAGUGUUAUAUUUGAAAAUUUUUCCUUUGUCGAUUUUUCUGAAAAUAUCUGAUUCUAUAGGAAUAAAAUAUUAAAAUCGUCGUUUUACAUUUGUCUGUCAAUACGACUAAAUUCAGACGACGAUCGUAAAAAAAGAAGAAAACAUGUCAUAUUGAAAGGUUAUGUGUGAUCUUAAACUUAUUUUAUUUAAACAAUAAUUUAGAGAUUAUUAUGGAAUUAAAUGAGGAUUUCAUAAAGACUAAUGGUGAAAGUGGAAGUGUUUUAGGAUUUUUAAAUGACGAUGAAGAGGAUCAAGAAAAGUUAGAUUUCGUAAUAGAUACAACAGGUAAUUCAUUCGGUUUUGAAGAAAAUGAUUCAGACGAUUCGACAUCCGGAGAAAUAUCAAGUCAAAAAUUGUAUAACAAUUUGUUCAGCGAUUGUAAAAUUGCAUUGAAAAGUGAAAAGUCAACAAAUAAACCCGAAAAAGUAAUUAAUCUGGUUGUAAAAGAAGUAUUAGCAGAUUUAGGAUUCAACGAUAAUGGUACAUUAAAAAAGAAACCUAUAAAAACGAAAAAUGUUAUAACAGAUAAACAAGACAUAAAAAAAGUACUAGAGAAAUCAAUUUUAAACCCAGAAGUUGAGAAAAAUAAUUUAGUACCACCAUUAACUGUAUCUGAUAAACUUUUACGAAAGCAAAGAAAAAAAGAGAGGCAGUUAACAAAGGGUGCAAAAUGGUACGGAUUACCUGCUACUGAGUUAACUGACGAAGUUAAAAGAGAUCUGGAAAUACUGCAAAUGAGAUCAGUUUUAGACCCAAAACAUUUUUACAAGAAAAACGAUUUAAAAGUGCUGCCCAAAUACUUUCAAAUUGGGACUGUCAUGGAUUCACCUUUGGACUAUUACAACAACAGAUUACCAAAGAAAGAACGCAAGAAGACGCUCGUCGAUGAGCUCAUGGCAGAUAUGGAAUUUAACAAGUACAACAAACGGAAAUACAAAGAAAUCAUAGAAGAGAAGAAACACACAAAUUAUAAAGCUUGGAGACAAGCUAAGAGAUUCAAAAACAAAAAAUAAAUAAUAAGUAAAUAAAUAAAUCGACACUCGUCGAUAAGCUUUUGACAGAUUUAGAAUACAAGUACCAAAAAUGUAAAGAAAUUAUUGAAGAAAAACAACAUAAAAAUUAAAUGAUAAAAG
Messenger RNA from Diorhabda carinulata, 1406 nucleotides. RefSeq names its product deoxynucleotidyltransferase terminal-interacting protein 2. Bases 444 to 1286 code for a protein of 280 amino acids. The transcript is spliced from 6 exons. Gene Ontology annotation, biological process: RNA processing. The record is from RefSeq and is a predicted model, not a curated record. Gene Ontology annotation, cellular component: nucleolus. Lineage: Eukaryota; Metazoa; Arthropoda; Insecta; Coleoptera; Chrysomelidae. Gene Ontology annotation, molecular function: RNA binding.